AUCGGGGAGACCCAUUUAAUUGGACAUUUUGAACUGAUCCUUUACCUGGGAGUUAAGUCUCCAGUUUUCAGUGCGUUUAGAAUUGUUUAAGUUAGAUUUUGCGUCUUACGGAUUUCUACAGAAAGAACUCUCUCUGGGACUGGCUAGUGACAACUGAGCUGCUCAAGGCAGGAAGAACUCUAAGCUGAGCAGUGGAGGUCCUCCUGGAUCUGGAGAGAAGAGGUGACCUUGGAACCAGUAAUGAGCCAUCCUAACUAUCGGCUGAACCUCCGGCCCCUAAGGACCCCCAGAGGUGUGUCCUCUUUGGUUGGUCCACAUGGUGUUGGUGCUUCGCCAGGUGACAAAAAGUCAAAGAACAAGACCGCACGAGGGAAGAAGAAGAGCAUAUUUGAAACCUACAUGUCCAAGGAAGAUGUUUCAGAAGGCUUGAAGAGAGGAACACUUAUCCAGGGUGUAUUGAGAAUCAAUCCGAAGAAGUUUCAUGAAGCCUUCAUUCCUUGCCCAGAUGGUGAUCGAGACAUUUUUAUUGAUGGAGUCGUUGCUCGUAAUAGAGCCUUGAAUGGGGAUCUGGUGGUUGUGAAGCUGCUUCCAGAGGAGCAGUGGAAGGUAAUUAAACCAGAGAGCAAUGACAAAGAAACAGAAGGUGCCUAUGAAUCAGAUCUCCCUGAAGAGCUCUGUGGAAGCCAUCUCCCGCAGCAGUCCCUGAAAGGCUAUAAUGACAGUCCUGAUGUCAUUAUAGAGGCUCAGUUUGAUGACAGUGACUCAGAAGAUGGACAUGGCCACACGCAAAAUGCUCUGGUUGAUGGUGUUAAGAAAAUCUCAGUUUGUGUUCACGAAAAAGGAAAAGAAGAUGCUGGUGCACCAGUUACAAAAGACGAGAACACUUUGAUGCAACAGGACACAAGAGCUUUACCAGAGAAGUCGCUGCAAAGAUCAGCAAAGGUGGUUUACAUCUUGGAGAAAAAACAUUCCCGUGCAGCAACUGGCUUCCUUAAACUCUUGGCCGAUAAGAACAGUGAACUGUUUAGGAAAUACGCCCUGUUUUCUCCCUCGGAUCACCGAGUGCCUAGAAUUUAUGUGCCUCUUAAGGACUGUCCCCAGGACUUUUUGACUCGGCCUAAGGAUUAUGCCAACACACUGUUCAUCUGCCGCAUCGUGGACUGGAAGGAAGACAGCAAUUUUGCCUUGGGGCAGCUGGCUAAGAGUCUUGGGCAGGCUGGUGAAAUCGAGCCUGAAACAGAAGGCAUACUAACAGAGUAUGGUGUGGAUUUCUCUGAUUUCUCUUCAGAAGUUUUAGAAUGUCUCCCUCAAAGCCUGCCUUGGACAGUUCCAUCGGAGGAAUUCAGCAAGAGGAGAGAUUUAAGAAAAGACUGUAUCUUCACCAUUGACCCAUCAACUGCCCGCGACCUCGAUGACGCCCUUUCCUGCAAGUCACUUGCUGACGACUCAUGUUGUUGGGAAGACUCGCCACAGAGUCAGGAGGGUGAUCCAGGCAAGAGCAGCGUGUUCCCGUCGUGUGGACUGGAUGGAAACCAGUGUGUGGGACAAGAAAUCCAGCAUCUGUUGAAUGUCCUUGUGUCUAGCAAUUUUGAAGUGGGAGUUCACAUCGCUGACGUCAGUUACUUUGUUCCUGAGGGAUCCAAUUUGGAUAAAGUGGCUGCUGAGAGAGCUACAAGUGUCUACUUGGUUCAGAAGGUAGUCCCCAUGUUGCCCAGGCUGCUGUGUGAGGAGCUGUGCAGCCUCAAUCCCAUGACAGACAAGCUGACCUUCUCCGUGAUCUGGACGCUAACUCCAGAGGGCAAGAUCGUUGAUGAAUGGUUUGGCCGGACCAUCAUCCGCUCCUGCACCAAACUGAGCUAUGAACAUGCACAGAGCAUGAUUGAAAGCCCAACGAAGAGCGUCCCCGAGCAGGAGCUGCCCCCCAUCUCCCCGGAGCACACCGGGGAGGAGGUGCACCGGGCUGUCUUGAACCUCCACGGAAUGGCAAAGGAGUUACGCAAACAGCGGUUUGCGGACGGCGCACUGCGUCUGGAUCAGCCAAAACUUGCUUUCACCCUGGACCACGAGACUGGAUUGCCUCAAGGAUGUCACAUCUAUGAGUACCGUGACAGCAACAAGCUCGUGGAGGAGUUCAUGCUCUUGGCCAACAUGGCUGUGGCCCACAAGAUCCACCGCGUCUUUCCUGAGCGAGCCCUGCUGCGCCGGCAUCCCCCACCCCAGACCAAGAUGCUCAAUGACCUGAUGGAAUUCUGUGACCAGAUGGGGCUGCCCAUGGACUUCAGCUCGGCCGGGGCCCUCCAUAAAAGUCUGACUGAAACAUUUGGAGAUGACAAGUACUCACUGGCCCGGAAGGAAGUGCUUACCAACAUGUGCUCCCGGCCCAUGCAGAUGGCCGUGUACUUCUGCUCGGGGAUGCUGCAGGACCAGGCGCAGUUCCGGCACUACGCCCUCAACGUGCCGCUCUACACACACUUCACCUCUCCCAUCCGCCGCUUCGCUGACGUCCUGGUGCACCGCCUCCUGGCCGCUGCACUCGGCUACAGGGAGCCGCCAGAUGUGGAGCCCGAUGCCCUGCAAAAGCAGGCAGACCACUGCAAUGACCGCCGCAUGGCGUCCAACCGCGUGCAGGAGCUCAGCACCAGCCUCUUCUUUGCCAUCCUGGUCAAGGAGAGUGGCCCCCUAGAGUCGGAAGCCAUGGUGCUGGGCGUCCUGAACCAAGCCUUUGACGUGCUGGUGCUGCGCUAUGGGGUGCAGAAGCGCAUCUACUGUAAUGCACUGCCCCUGCGGUCACACCACUUCCAGAAGAUGGGCAAGAAGCCGGAACUCACGCUUGUCUGGGAACCUGAGGACGUGGAGCAGGAGCCAGUGCAGCAGGUCAUCACCAUCUUCAGCCUGGUGGAGGUGGUGCUGCAGGCAGAGGCCCCGGCUCUCAAGUACGGCGCCAUCCUGAAGCGACCAGGCACCGAGGGCCUCCUGGACCCGCAGGUGGAGGGCGGUGUGAGGAGCAGGCUGAGCAGCAGGAGGACUGAAGCCGCCAGCCUGGCCCAACCCUCCAGCCCAACUGCCCCACCCACUGGCUUUUAGGAAUUGGACCUUUUGACACCAAAGGGGAGUUUUAAUUUGAUUUUUAAUAACUCAGGGGUUUGUUUUUAUUUUUUCAUUCUAUUUUCUUUUUGCAGCUCAGUUUUCAAACUGGAGGGUGGAGGGUGGAGCUGGAUGGAAACCUGAGGGCUGGUCAUUACUUACCAGAGCAGAGCUAGUCCCGGUCCUCCCGGGAGGGCAGCCCCACUUCUGCCACAUUUCUCACUGCCUUGCCUGCCCAGGAAACAAGUGGUUUUCAGCAAAUCAGUGUCAUGGAAUAAAAUCAAGUGUGAA
Messenger RNA from Camelus dromedarius (Arabian camel), 3375 nucleotides. It is a transcript of the gene DIS3L2, whose product is annotated as DIS3 like 3'-5' exoribonuclease 2. Gene Ontology annotation, cellular component: P-body. Lineage: Eukaryota; Metazoa; Chordata; Mammalia; Artiodactyla; Camelidae. Bases 241 to 3084 code for a protein of 947 amino acids. Gene Ontology annotation, molecular function: 3'-5'-RNA exonuclease activity; RNA binding. The record is from RefSeq and is a predicted model, not a curated record. Gene Ontology annotation, biological process: miRNA catabolic process. The transcript has 22 exons.